Molecule: messenger RNA, 1346 nt
Organism: Mytilus trossulus (common blue mussel)
Lineage: Eukaryota; Metazoa; Mollusca; Bivalvia; Mytilida; Mytilidae
Product: histamine H1 receptor-like
Exons: 2
Coding region: 90-1346 (418 amino acids)
Biological process (GO): neuropeptide signaling pathway
Cellular component (GO): plasma membrane
Molecular function (GO): neuropeptide receptor activity
Source: RefSeq, a predicted model, not a curated record
CCAAUUAAAGCUUGCUUUUAACAGAGUAAUUAUAUAUAUAACGCAGGUAACGAGUCGACUGGAACAGAAUAAUCAUAGACUUUAACAAAAUGUAUAACAAUUUGUUAGAAGAACUAAACAAAGAAGAAGCCAAACAAUAUAUUGGCGGUGUGGUAUUUGUUUCACUACUAAUGACAUUAGGAAUAAUUGGCAAUUUACAUGUUCUAAUCAUAUACACAUUUCGGAUGAAGCGGUCUAAUCCAAGAACGUUUAUUUUAUUUCUAACAGCAUUAGACUUUAUAACCUGUACUGUAGGCAUGCCGUUUGUUGUUAUUGAUCUACGGAAUCCUCUAACAUUUACACUUAUUCCCGCGUGUAAAAUAUUGCGGUUUGUCAACUAUUUUAUCUGUACAUCGUCAGCUUUUAUCUUGUUGGUUAUUGCUAUAGACAGGUACAGAAAAGUAUGCUUUCCUCUUGGAAAGCAAAUUUCGAGAAAUAAAGCUAAGUAUUUUUGCCUGGUUGCCUUAGCUACGUCAAUGAUUUUGUCGUGGCCUGCACCGAUUCUGUACGGACACAGUUCAGUCAAUACUACUAAUCCAAAUAUCACCGGUGUAAGAUGCUUUACAGAAGACAAAUUCAAGAAUCAAAGAUACCAGGCGUAUUUUAAUGAACUCUUGAUUAUCGUGUUUUUCGGAAUGUUUGUUAUAUUGGUAGUUUUGUACAUUCUAAUGGCAAAAGCAAUCGCUCAGCAUGAAAAAUUCAGGAAAUCCUUUCCAGUUGCUGGUCAUUUCGGAAAAAGUAAAUACAAAAAUAUAGAUAUCCACUCUGAGCCAACACAAAGAAGAAAAAUGGAACCAUGCGACAUCAUGAACAACUUAGAGUCCUCCAAGAACUGGUAUGAUAUAAAACCAGUCGAUUCAAUUGGAACUUCUUGUAUGUCAAUAUCCACCAUCAGCGGCUAUGCCCAUAAUGGCACUUAUAUAAACGGGAAGGAGGAUUCAACUGAAACAUCAUUGGCAAGUGUAUCAAAUAACAAUACCACACAAAGUAACGGACAAAACAAGAACCACCAUAGACAUCAUUUUAUACAUUUCCAUAUACUGAAAAGAACAACAAUAAUGAUGUUUUUAAUCACAGCUGUAUUUUUACUAAGUUAUUUGCCGCAUCUUAGUUUGAAAAUUAUUGUUUUCGUUCGGGAAGAUUUUUUGAAAAAUAUGAAUUUUACUGAGAAAAUUUUGUAUAACACUUUUGUAUGGUGUUUUUUCGUUAAUAACAUGGCUAAUUGUUUUAUAUAUGGGUUUUUCGACGUAAAAUUCCGAAAUGAAAUGAAAAUGUUAUACAGCAGUUUCUUACGUAAGAAGAAAUGA